This is a messenger RNA of Nothobranchius furzeri (turquoise killifish), 5077 nucleotides long. The record is from RefSeq and is a predicted model, not a curated record. Lineage: Eukaryota; Metazoa; Chordata; Actinopteri; Cyprinodontiformes; Nothobranchiidae.
UUUUCGACAAGCACUACAUCAACCGUAACUUUGACCGCACUGGCCAGAUGUCUGUGGUGGUCACACCUGGAGUGGGGGUGCUUGAAGUGGACCGUCUGCUUAUGAUUCUCACCAAACAGCGGAUGAUCGACAACGGUAUUGGUGUAGACCUGGUGUGUAUGGGGGAGCAGCCGCUGCACGCUGUGCCUUUAUUCAAGCUGCACAACAGGACAACAGCGAGAGAUUUACGCGUAGGAGAUGACUACAACCUUCCACACUGGAUCAACCACAGCUUCUACACCUCCAAAAGUCUGAAUUCCUGUAGCUCCUUCACCCCACGGAUCAAACUGGCUGGACAGAAGCUUCAUGCAGAAACAUUUAAGAGCAGCAAAGGUCACACUCUUUGUGCACCAAAGGAUUCAGACAACAGUCUACCAAUACAGGUGGACUACGAAGCUUAUGACGACCAGGUGUUCAGACUUCCAGGUCCAUCAAGAAUUCAGAGGAGCACAAACUUCAGAAUGGUGAGAGAGAGGGAGACGAGUGCGAAGAAGAGCCGGGGCUCAGUGGAGGUUACCACAGGUGUAGGCACUUCUCCUGUUCGCUCUACUGGACCAGAAGAAGAACAAAGCCUCGCGUCUGAUGAUAGUCUGGGCCCUGUGUCUAACAUUCUGCUGAUCCCCCGGGUUCCUCAGGCCCAGUAUGAAGUCAGCAGCUCUUUGGGAUACACAAGCACCAGAGAGUUGUUGGACAAGAUGAUGGAUUCUCAGCGGGACUCUAGUGCACCAAGCAGGUUUACAGUGGGUAGUGCUGAGUCCACACUGCACAUCCGUCCAGGAGGCUACACCCUCCAGAGGGCUCUCAUAAACCCCUUCACACCUUCCAGGAUGCCUAUGAAGCUCACCUCCAACCGCCGGCGCUGGAUGCACACAUUCCCUGUUGGUCCUUCUGGAGAGGCGAUUCAGAUUCAUCACCAGACAAGACAAAACAUGGCAGAGUUGCAGGGCAGCCAGCACAGCGACUCAACACACACCUCUGCUGAGCUACUGGAGCUGGCUUAUCAUGAGGCCACCGGAAGGCAAACAACCUCAAGGCAAACAAGUGAAAAUGGCCUUUACGCAUGUGAAGGGACAGAAGACCUUACUGGAAGUCUAGGAAGCAACAACAGUGGAUCCGCCAACAACCGCAGCUUCUCCUUUCACGGCUUCUCCACCAAUGGGACAGAUCCAACCCUGCUGCUGUCUGCACCCCCGACAGUGCCCAGCUUCUGCUGCACGGUGGGGGUGGACUGGAAGUCCUUGACCACUCCGGCUUGCCUCCCCCUCACCACCGACUACUUUCCUGAGCGGCAGACUUUGCAGAAUGACUACACGGAAGGUUGCUACGACCUGCUUCCACACGGCGACUUGGAAAGACGAGAAGAUGAAGCUCCAGUGAUGACUGCUGCUCAGGUGUUUGAGGAGUUUAUCUGUCAGAGGUUGAUGCAGGGAUAUCAGAUCAUUGUCCAGUCAAACAACCGGAAACCAGUCCCAGCUGUGACUACCCCCCUUGGCAGCAGUCCUCUCUACACUAGAGGUUUGGUGUCGCUCCGGCGAGCAGAGGAGGAGGAGACUAUUUACUGGCUCAGCAUGGGCCGGACCUUCCAUAAGGUCUGCCUCAGAGACAAGAUCAUCACAGUUACUCGCUACCUGCCAAAGUACCCAUGUGAGUCGGCUCAGAUCCAGUACAGCUAUAGUCUAUGUCCUCCGAACUCGGAUGCUCAGUUUGUGUCCUGCUGGGUGGAGUUUGGCCACGAGAGACUGGAGGAAUACAAGUGGAACUACCUGGACCAGUACAUCUGCUCUGCAGGCUCUGAGGACUUCAGGACAACACCUAUCUUGGAAAAGCUUCAGCAACACAGCACCAAACAAGGAGGUGACUCUGCUCUCACAAGGAGCAUGGAUGGAUGGAUGGAUGGAUGGAUGGACGGACGGACGGACGGACGGAUGGAUGGAGUCUUCAAGAUAAAAAUCAUGAGGCGUUUCACAAAAACAAAACAUUUUUAAUAUAAAAAUUAUUUUAAAAUAUGUUCAACAUGAAGUGAUCUUCAGCUUUCGCUGGAGUGGUUCGCAGCUGGGAUGAGAAUCGGCUCCUCUGAAAAGGGUAGAAUUCCUUCUCCAGGUCAGGGAUGAGGUCCUGCCCCAAGAGAAUAAGUUUAUCUCGGGGUCUUGUUCACGAGCGAGGGAAAACUGGAGCGUGAGGUCGAUGGGCGGAUUGGUGCUGCGUCUGCAGUGAUGCGGGCGUUGUACCGGUCUGCCGUGGUGAAGAGAGAGCUGAGUCAGAAGGAAAAGCUCUCGAUUUACCGGUCGAUCUGCGUUCCUACUAGGGCUGUGAAUCUUAGAGCAACUCACGAUUUUAUUCGAUUCCUAUUCUCGGGGUGCCGAUUCGAUUCAGAAUCGAUUCUCGAUUUAAAUCGAUUCACAAUCAGUAUUAACAAAGAGUGUCAGCUCCAGGAUGAACUACUUUGUUGUACAAGUUAGUUAAAGAUAUGGAGCAUUUUUAUUUGACUAAACUGGUCAUGCUCCAAAAAUGCAAAUUUACAAGUGAUAAAGCGAUUCUAAAACUGUAAACAGAAACAAUGUUUUGACCAAAAGGCAACAUUUAUUUUUGCUUACCUUGUAAACUAUAACAAAUCUGUAGUUACCUAAUGGUAGCAUUGAAAGUAUUACGGUCAAAUACUUAUCAAGUAUGUGUAGAAACAAGUUACAUGAGUAAUCCUGAGUACUCGUUUAUCAACUUAGAAAAUAAAUAUGAGAAUAUCUCAAAUUUCUGAGAAUGGAAAAAAUGACAUUCAAGUGCCCUCUUAUCAGCAGAUUCAAACAUAAUUCAUCUCAAUCUAUGGGAGCACAAAAGUAAACGGAGUACUGACUCUCCUAACAAAGAUCAAAAAAGUGCAUCUCAAACCUGUAACAUGCCAAACAUUUCAGUUCUUGGAAUUGAUUCUGAAUCUUUGUGAAUCGAUUCUGAAUCUUAAUAAAUAAGAAUCCCGAUUCAGACUUGAAUCGAUUUUUUUCAGCACCUCUAGUUCCUACCCUCACCUAUGGUCAUGAGCUUUGGGUAGUGACCAAAAGAACGAGAUUGCAGAUACAAGCAGCUGAAAUGAGUUUUCUCCGCAGGGUGGCUGGGCUCUCCCUUAGAGAUAGGGUGAGAAGCUCGGUCAUCCGGGAGGGGCUCAGAGUAGACCCGCUGCUCCUCCACGUCCAGAGGAGCCAGUUGUGGUGGCUCAGACAUCUGGUCAGGAUGCCUCCUGGAUGCCUCCCUGGUGAGGUUUUUUGGGCACAUCCAACUGGGAGUAGACCCAAGGGAAUGCCCGGGACACGUCGGAGGGACUAUGUCUUUCACCUGGCCAGGGAACACCUUGAGGUUCCCCUGGAGGAGCUGGUCCAAGUGGUUUGGGAGAGGGAAGUCUGGGCAUCUUGGCUUGGGCUGCUGCCCCCACGACCCGACUCCGGAUAAAAAUGAAUGGAUGGCUAGAUUUAAAAUGAAAAAAAAAUUGUGAUUAGAAAAUGUAGGGAAAGCGAGAGAGAAAACGAAUAGGAGAAAUGAAGUUAGUAAAUUUGUUUAUUUGAGAGAACAUUUGGAAAGAUUUUUCCAAACCAUAUCAGGUACAAUUCAUCAUUUAUCAUAAAUUUACUGACAGUUAUGCAGAAGACCAUGUUCAGUAAAUUUUUUGCCACCUAUUAAACUUCUCCGGAAUUGAUAAGGGAAAUGAGAAGAAAUUGUAUUGAUAGACAGAAUUGACAAUGGCAUUGAUAUUGAUAAAAGGGUAUCAAUUCCCACCCCUAGUAAACACAAAGCCAUGCUGGCUUUCAGAGCGAACUGGACAUUGAGCUCCCCCCCACCAUGGGGAUAAUGGGUACGACACACGGGAGGCGACAAACGACCGCGAUCAGCAAAAUUUGUCACCGUCGCUUUUAUUACCUGACACACGGGAGGCGACCCGCGGCAGCGGCAAAACCGUCUACGCGUUCUGUUCCAUGGCGAAAUCGAAACUUCCGUUGUGUUGUUUGGCUGUGUCAGGUUGGAGGGAAUUAAGGUUAUUUAAGCGGUUCAGAGUUAAUAAAGCGGUAGAUAUGAUGUUUCACAAGGUGCUGCUAGAGUUAUGUGAAAUCUUACUUCUGAUUUUACUAUAAAACAUAAUAAUCAACUUCUCCUCCAUGUUUGCUCGGAGAUGUACGGUGCGUCCUGUCUGCUCAUUGGUCAGUGAAUGAAACCUCCGUUGAUUGGUCCUCGUCCGAGCGACAGCGAUGAAAAUUUGAAAAUGUUUCAACUUUCUGGGAUCGCGUCGCUGGGUCGCCUGUGUACGACGUGCAUGAGCGCAAAAUUUCACACGCACGUUUUUCGCGUUUCGCCUGGUAGGAGGGAGACCCGCGAUUAUCGCUUUGUCGCGCACGUCUCAUUGAAAAUGAAUGGAGGAGAGGCGAUGUCGCCUCCCGUGUGUCGAGCCCAUAAGACACCAGUUGAAACACAAGAGCAAUCACCACAGGGCAUCCACACAAACCUCUGGGCCAAAUGCAUGGAACCAAUCAGCCCAAGAGCCAGGGCAGAUGGCAUGCACACUGACUAUGCUUCCACCUUGCUUUCCAAGAUGACUCGGUACCUCCUACUGCACGUAACCUGACGUAGAAAUGCUGGCACUCUGAUGCAAACCAGAUCUGACUGCCCAGGAUCCAUCUGAUUAGCCAAAGAAGCCAGUUGGCAGAAACGUUUUUUUUAAAAAGUGUCCUUUGAUCGUAGCUGAGCAGCAUGUCAACAUUUUGCACUAGCUACAGGUAUCUGUGCCGUCUUUCAUCUCAAUGGAUGGCCUAUCAGCAGGAUGUGAGAUAGGAACAGGAGAAGCAUAAACAGAAAGAAUUCUGGUGAACACCUGGGCCCUGUAUGAACCAGAGAUUCCACACUGUAAAAGUGGUAGGCAUUAAAAUCAUGUGAACCUCCCUCUCUCCCUGUACCAGCCUGAUUGAUUCGCUGAAAUUCUGGAGGACUCGCUUUCUGUUGCUGCCAACUGGUGGGGCCCGAAGGGUUGCUGAUGGAGAAGGGCACUGGGAUGUGUAUGGUGAUG